AUGGAAAAAGAAACUGGUUAUAAUAUUAAUUUCGCACAAGCGUUAGUGGCUGGUGGAAUAGCGGGAACCUCUGUAGACGUGAUUUUAUAUCCACUAGAUACAAUAAAAACCAGAUUACAAUCGAAGUCUGGAUUUUAUUCUUCGGGAGGAUUUCGUGGAAUUUAUUCGGGAUUAACGAGCGUCAUUAUUGGAAGUGCCCCCGGAGCAUCAGCAUUUUUUGUCACAUAUGAAUACUUUAAAAAAUCUUUAGGGACUUUAUUUCCUGAUACAAAGUAUUCUUCAUUGAUUCAUAUGACGGCCGCUUCGAGUGUUCCAAAUCACACGCAUCGAAAAUAUGUUGAACCUUGGGAAGCUGCAAUCUGUGGAUCUUUUGCUGGUGGUAUAACUGCUGGUGUUACUACUCCUUUAGAUGUUAUUAAAACGCGAUUAAUGCUAUCAACUAAAGAUCAAAAUAUACAUAAUUAUUCUGGAAUAACAAAUACAUUUUAUCGUAUUUUAACACAAGAAGGUGCUUAUGAAAAAGUAAAAAAGACUUUGUACAAACAUGAAAUUUUUGCUUAA
Molecule: messenger RNA, 561 nt
Organism: Dentiscutata erythropus
Lineage: Eukaryota; Fungi; Glomeromycota; Glomeromycetes; Diversisporales; Gigasporaceae
Source: the annotation of a GenBank genome assembly